AUGGCGGGGGGGGCCGGGCUGCCGGUGCGGCGGCUCCUGCUGCUCCUGCUCCAGCUCCUGGCGCUCCCCGCCGGCCGCGGCAGCCGCGCCGGCCCCGAUUCCCUCUAUGUCUCUGAGUACUUCUCCCAGAGUGCACAGAAGUUGUCCUUCUACAGCUGGUAUGGGAAUGCCAAGCUCUUCCACUUCCGUGUGCCAGAAGACACCGUGCUGCUCCGCUGGCUCCUGCAGGCAUCCCGGGGGAAAGGGCCUGAGUGCACCAACAUGGAGAUCACAGUGCACUUUCGCUAUGGAGCCCCCCCUGUGAUCAACCCCUUGGGCACCCGUUUUCCUGCCAACGCCACCGUCCCCCCCUCCUACAGCCUCAGCAUGGCCCUGCGUGGCACCACACAGAACAACACCUUUGUCAACAUCUCCACCCCUGCUGCUGGAGACUGGUUCAUCGCUGCCCACCUCCCCCAGGCUGCUGGAAGGAUUGAAGUCAAGGGUUUCUCCACUCCCUGCUCCUACAUGUUCCAGGCAGAUAUGUUUGUGCUGCGACUCCCUGAAAUGCCUGUCCUGGAGCCUGGUGUUGCUGUGCCACAAACCAUCCCCUCGCCUGCCAAGCCCCUGCAUGUCAAGGUCUUUGUUCCCAAGCACGCCGCGGGGAUGCGGUUGGAGCUGCGGAGCUGCCUGACAAGGGAGCAGAAAGCCUGUGCUGUGAGGGUGGUGCUGGGCUCCAUCACACUGCCCCAGUCCUUCCAGAGGAUCCUCUCCUGCACCGGGAACACCAGCUGCAGCCUGGCCCUGGAGUCACCCCCCUGGGAGAAGUGGCUGCAGAUCAUGGUGGAGAGUCUUGGUGCUGCCAGUGCCAAUGUGUCAGUGGAGAUGCUGGCUUCCUUCACAGCUUGCAGACCGGGCAGUACCAGUUCCUUCGUUAACUUCAGCAGCCUCAACCAGAGCCAAACUGGUCCCAGACCGGGUAGCCCAGGAGCAGCAGGGAGCCCUGCUCUGCCUUCAGGAGAGGCCUCUCACAAUGUAUCUGCCCAGAGGAGCUUCUGUCUGCAGACCCAGCCCAUGGUCCGGGAAGAUCUGGACGUGGUGUCCGUGCGCUACCGGCUGCUGAACGGUCCCGGUGUGCCCGUGCACACCAUCUCCCCGACCCUCCUCCUCCUCAACCUCAACACUGGCAUGGACAGCGGGGGGUCCCUGGUGGUCAAUCUCCUGCUAAACAAGACAUCUGUGAGCUUGGGCAAUGCCAGCGUGGUGGGGUGUGUGAGCGCAGCUUCGCCGGUGCUGUCCCUCAAUGCCACACGGAACUGCAGCACAGCUUUUUUCCAGGGCUACCCUCUGAGCCUGAGCACAUCCUCUGCAGAAGCGAUGCUGAUUGUCCUCUACCCCCAGACAGAUGACUGGUUCCUCUCCCUGCAGCUCAUCUGCCCCCAGGGCCAGGGUGAAUGUAACAGUGCAGAAGCCAAAGUGACUGUCUUUGCAUACCUCACCCCCUGCUUCAAUGACUGUGGGCCCUAUGGACAGUGCAGCCUCCUGAGAAGACACGGCUACCUCUAUGCUGGCUGCAGCUGCAAGGCUGGUUGGGGAGGCUGGAGCUGCACGGAUGACUCCAAGGCCCAGUCGAUUGGUGUGCAGAACCUGGCCACCCUUCUGCUCACCCUGAGCAACCUCAUGUUCCUGCCAGCCAUAGCAGUUGCUGUCUAUCGCUACUACCUGGUGGAAGCCUCUGUCUACACCUACACCAUGUUCUUCUCCACGUUCUACCACGCGUGUGACCAGCCAGGCGUUGCCGUGAUGUGCAUCAUGGACUAUGACACACUGCAGUACUGUGACUUUUUGGGCUCUGUGGUGUCCAUCUGGGUGACCAUCCUGUGCAUGUCCCGGGUGAAGAAGAUCCUGAAAUACGUCCUUUUCCUCUUGGGGACCCUGUUAAUUGCCAUGUCCCUGCAGCUGGACCGCAGAGGGGUGUGGAACAUGAUGGGUCCCUGCCUCUUUGCCCUCAUCAUCAUGAUUGCAGCAUGGGUUUACCACGGAGUGAAGCGCAGUCACUGCUACCCCUCCUCGUGGAAGCGUUGGGUUUUCUACCUCCUCCCAGGGAUCACCUUGGCUUUCAUUGCCAUCUCAGUGUAUGCGUUCAUGGAAACCAAUGAGAACUAUUACUACACCCACAGCAUCUGGCACGUGCUGGUGGCUUCCAGCGUUGCUUUCCUGCUCCCUCCUCGGGACAAGCACAAGAAGCCCUGGGCCUGGUCUCAGAAGCUCACUUGUCGCUAUCAGAUCUGUCAGAACGACCGUGAGGAGCUCUAUGCUGUGACCUGACACUUCUUGGUGGCAGAGGUGGAGGGCUGGUGAGGCUGCUCGUUGCCUGGGCACACUGGCAAAUCCUCCUGGGUGCUCGUUCACUGGCUGGGAGAGCACAGCGUGAACCGGGUUGAAAGACGAAGGUGGUGGGCUUGUCUUCUGAAGGCACAUCUGAGGCCACCUCUGCUUUUCUGCUGGGAUGGGGCAGGCUCUUCGUGGUUCUGGAGCAAGGAAUAGCCUGUCCCCCACCUCCCCGUGGCCCUGGGGGAGAUUGCCAACCCUUCCUCCCCUCCUGCUGCAUCCAUGAGGCUUGAGCUUAGACCACGCAGAGCUCUUCCCUGCCAUCCUGCAGACAGCAUUUGAACCCAAGAGAAGAGUGGAUUUUCUUCUGAUCUGGGGGGCAAAUGCUGCUGGCUGCCCUUGGUGCUGAUGGGGAGGCAGGGAGCUGAUCUUGGCAGGUGCUGGUCCCUUGACUGCCAUCUCCACAGGGGUGUGGAGCCUCUCUCCCUAUGGAACAGGCAGUGCUGCUCUUCCCUCAUCCUGAUUCUGGGGGAGAAGAAUGAGGCCAGGACUUGGGCCCUGGAUUCAGGAUCGGAUUUGGCAGGAAUGUGGAAAAAAAAAAAAACCCCAACCAUGUGGGGACAUGCAAGAGGCAGCAGCAGCAUCUUGCUCAGGGCUGUAAAGCCCAUGGCAGGGGUUGGUCUGAGUUAAACUUUGGCUCGUGGGGAUGGUGCCAGGCUGCUGCACUGUCCUCUUCCUCAAUGUUCAGGUAUCCAUUGUCUUCCUCCCUUUAGUGGGUUCAGGGUGUGUGUGGCAGUGUUGGUGGUGCAGGAUGGGCUCAGAGCUGUGCAGUCCUGCUUCUCCAACCUCCUCUGCCCCGGGGCUGGAUGUGCUGCCAGUCCUGGCUGAUCUGAGGCCACCAGCAGUGUCCCCACCUCAGCAGGAGCAUCCCAGGAUGGCUGCCCUCUCCUUUCUCACCUUCGUGGGGCAUCAGAAAGCAAGGGCAGAAACUCGGCGGCCAGACAUCGGAGAUGUCUUUGUUUUGUAGGAAAGGGCUCAAACACC
Messenger RNA from Calypte anna (Anna's hummingbird), 3354 nucleotides. RefSeq names its product transmembrane protein 8A (gene PGAP6). The transcript has 13 exons. The coding region runs from base 1 to 2307 and encodes 768 amino acids. Gene Ontology annotation, cellular component: plasma membrane. The record is from RefSeq and is a predicted model, not a curated record. Lineage: Eukaryota; Metazoa; Chordata; Aves; Apodiformes; Trochilidae.